Aspergillus udagawae is the source of this 444-nucleotide messenger RNA. RefSeq lists its product as uncharacterized. Bases 1 to 444 code for a protein of 147 amino acids. The transcript has a single exon. The record is from RefSeq and is a predicted model, not a curated record. NCBI's taxonomy places the organism in Eukaryota, Fungi, Ascomycota, Eurotiomycetes, Eurotiales, Aspergillaceae.
AUGAAAGGCCCCGGGAUUGUGCUCUGUGAUGGAAACAUCUGGAGUUGGAUCCCCUGGAGCUCAGCUGCGCUCGUCAAGGACGGCUUGCCGCUGUCCAAGAUCGACAAGCAGACGGGAAAGGUGUUGGAGGGCGUGCCCAUCGAGCUAUCUGAAAUCUCCGAGGAGGAAUAUGAAGAUGACUUAGAAGCGUGGUGGUCCCAGACACUGGGGACCUACAUGUUCGAGAACCCGGGUGAUUAUAGCAACAUGUGCACUAACUUAGCGAGACCGGAUAGGAUUGUGCUGGGCUGUGCAGUGGCAGGACAUGAUUCCGUGGAGCGUAAUGACUACACGCCUACAGGCCAUGGGUUCGUGACGUUUAUGUGCCCUCCAAUCUUGAGGGGUUCAAAAACAGAACCCCGACGCGACGCUUGGUUCGAAGGGGGCCCAAGCACCCUUCUCUGA